AUGCCUCCUGACGACGAAUCGAGAACUGCAAGGUCCAGUAGCAGUUCGAAACCUCAUCUCGCGUCCACGUACCGUCUCCCACAGAGCCAUAUCCCUGACCGAUUAAGAAUGGGCGAUGAUGAACAUGAGGAUAUGACCGCUCCGCCUGCGGGCACAGCUGGCCGUGGAGGGAGGUUCCCAUAUAUGCACCAGUCCGUCUUCUCCAUGAUCGCUGCCGCGAGCUCUAAAAACGAUUUCCACAGCCGUUUCGAUGAAUCUAGCGAUGCGGAAGAUGAGGAUGCCGAUGUGGCCCGGCUGCCCAAGGACCGCUUCUUAUCGAACGAUGGUGUCGAUGGUCGUCGUGAUGGUGGUGCUUCAACUAGCCAUGUUCUGAAUAUCGCUAAGCGGGACAAGUCAUCAGUACCCAACGCAGCGGAGGACCGUGGUCGACCGCAUCAUCGGAAAAGGCUUUCGGAAAACAAGUUUUUGAAGUCACUGGCGAAACUACCACAUAGGGGUAAAGGCAAGGUGCCAGCACCUGAACCGGAACCGGAUCUCGAUCCAACAGUUACAAGCGAGCCGUCAUCGGCGAAAGCUGUACGGCUGGUAGCCGCUACGGAGGCUCCAGUCCUGAGCCGCAUGCUCGACGCACAGUCUCGCUUUGGCGAAUCUGAACCGCUGCUUAACCCGACAGAACCUCCAGGGAAAACUUGUUGUCAACGAAAGGAAUUGUCGCCUUCAUCCCUACUUUCCGCGAGACUCAUGGAUAUUUUCGGAUUUGAUAGACCGGAAAAGGUCAUAUCAGAAUAUCAAUGCUGGUUGCUCCAGAGUGUGUUGCUUCAGGGAUAUAUGUAUAUCACCGAAAAGCAUAUCAGCUUCUACGCCUACCUUCCGAAAAAGCCCCAUACCAUCAUCAAAUCAGGUUAUCUCUCGAAGCGAGGACGCCAAAAUCCGAAGUAUAAUCGGUACUGGGUUGCCCUCAAAGAGGAUGUAUUAUCCUAUUAUAUGGAUCCUUCAAACUUGUAUUUUCCAAGUGGUCAUGUCGACCUACGUUAUGGGAUAUCCGCCAAUCUCGCAGAACAGAAGGGCAAGGAUAAAGAUACAGAUAACAACGUGAAGGAUUUCACCAUCACGACAAACAAUCGAAUAUACCAGUUUCGGGCCGAUAGUGCGACGAGCGCGAGGGAAUGGGUGAAGACCUUACAGAAGGUUAUCUUCAGGUCCCAUAACGACGGUGAUAGCGUUAAAAUAUCAUUGCCGAUCGAGAAUGUUAUAGACAUAGAGGAGAAUCCUGUCAUUGACUUUGCGCAUACGUUCAAAAUCCGUGUGGUUGAAAGCGGCGAAAGUUAUGCCAUUGAUGAGCAUAUUCAACAAGCUAUGCUUGUUCCUGAUGGUGGCCAUAUCUCCGGGUGUCGUCGCUCUCACUCGGUCGAUGUUAUUUCACAUCCGUCCACUCAUGAAACAACGUUAUUAGCUGAGGCCGUCAAAGCCACCCUGCGGCCGCUAUCUCCUCUUGAUAGCCAGUAUGGAAGUCCUAAGCAGAGUCAAGAUCUUCCGAGAUCCCAUUUUCGUACGUUUAGCCGUGGUAGGAGACAGCAUAGCCGUGAAUGCAGCGAGGCAGGGUUUGAACAAAAGAGGAGCGAUAGUACAAACAGAGCAAGUGUUGGGGACAAUCAAGAUGAAAGGUCUGCUGGGGGUAAACUGCAGAAUUCUUCGGAUUCGUUUGUUCAGUCGUUAGAACAUGCCACGGAAUCUUCUGCCAUUUUACAGUCUACAAGCGGGACAGUAGAGUCUGCAAGUCAGAUUUUGAACAGGAGCGAUGUAUUUCGGUCGCCCACCAUUCACAGGCUACAAAAUUCAUUGCCUGGAUCUGGGGAAGCGCCCCGACGCCAUUCUGAGGAUACCGCUCGUUUUCCUCCCACAUCCGCCGAUCUUCUACCUUUAAGAACACAGACGACACAGUCGCUUAUGAAACAGGCCCAACAAGAUGCUGGUAGUGACUCUGAACAUGAUUUGCAGCAUCGAAGCGUAGCGCCUUCUGCGUCAUCACCAACUCUUCAGGAACUUAUGAAGGCCGGUUCCUAUCCGUUACAACGUGCGGCAGGGUUCGCUGGAUAUCUUAGAAACCGAUCGAAGCACAUGAGCAACCUUCUUGCAACCGAGUCAAUGGGGUACUUUGAAAAAGUGUCUGGUAUGUGGAUAGGUGGAAAGAGACACUAUGGUGAUGGCGAAACUAUCCUCUCUGAUGACAAAAUGGUCGAUCCAGAAGAUGAAGAACAGGGAUGCGAACAUGGUGAUAGAUUUCGCACCCACUUCGCCCUGCCUCCAUCGGAAAAGCUACAAGCCACAUACUUCGCAUAUCUCCAUCGGGUCAUACCGCUUUAUGGCAAGUUAUACAUCAGCAAUCGGAAAUUUUGUUUUCGGAGCCUACUUCCGGGUACACGAACCAAAAUGAUCCUACCACUAAAAGACAUAGAAAAUGUGGAGAAAGAGAAGGGCUUUCGGUUUGGGUAUCAUGGGCUCGUUGUUAUUAUUAGUGGUCACGAAGAAUUGUUCUUUGAAUUCAAUACCGCCGAUGCACGAGACGAUUGUGCAGUUACUUUGCAUCAAAAUCUCGAGUCUAUUCGAUACCUAGUUGAGUCCGGCUUGCUGGCACAGCAGGAGCGAGAGGAGGCUGAUGCAGCAAUGGCCGAACACCAAAUGCUGGAAGAAGCAAGGCUCGAAGGCAUGGAUGAACAGCAAAGUUCCCAAACAUUAUCUACAUCUAUGCCAUUGUCGUCCACAAGCUCGCCCAUUCUCUUUGACGAUCCACGUGUUUCCAUUGUCAACUUCAAGCCGCAGGAGGCAUUGAGGAUUACAUGUCUUACCAUAGGCUCCCGAGGUGACGUCCAGCCAUACAUUGCUCUCUGUAAAGGUCUAUUGGCAGAGGGCCACAUACCUAAAAUCGCGACACAUAGAGAGUUUGAGCCCUGGAUAAGGAGUCACGGCAUCGACUUCGCACCAGUUGAAGGUGACCCCGCAGAACUUAUGCGAAUUUGUGUGGAAAACGGGAUGUUCACCUAUUCGUUCCUGAAAGAAGCUUCGUCGAAGUUUCGAGGCUGGAUCGAUGACCUUCUCUCUUCCGCAUGGACAAGCUGUCAAAAUAGCGACAUACUGAUCGAAUCCCCGAGCGCUAUGGCUGGCAUACACAUCGCCGAAGCCCUGGGAAUACCAUACUUCCGCGCAUUCACUAUGCCGUGGACCAGGACUAGAGCAUACCCUCAUGCAUUUGCUGUUCCUGAACAUAAGAUGGGCGGUGCAUACAACUAUAUUACCUAUGUUAUGUUUGACAACGUGUUUUGGAAAGCCAUUGCAGGUCAAGUGAACCGUUGGCGGAAACGAGAACUAGGCCUUCGCAGCACCAACCUCGACAAGAUGCAACCAAACAAGGUCCCUUUCUUAUAUAAUUUUUCACCGUCAGUCGUCCCGCCGCCCCUUGAUUUCUGCGACUGGAUUCGCGUGACAGGCUACUGGUUUCUGGAUGAAGGCGCUAAUUGGCAACCUCCUGUUGAACUCGAGAAUUUCAUAAAACAAGCCCGAGCUGAUGAAAAGAAAAUCGUGUAUAUCGGCUUUGGUUCCAUUGUCGUUUCAGACCCAGCGGCUCUCACUAAGACUGUUGUAGACUCAGUGCUGAGGGCUGAUGUGCGAUGCAUUCUAUCUAAAGGCUGGUCAGAUAGACUUGGUGACCCGUCCAGCGCGAAAGCUGAGAUCCCUUUACCUCCGGAGAUCCACCAGAUUAAGUCCGCGCCCCACGAUUGGUUGUUCUCACAAAUUGAUGCAGCAGCGCAUCACGGUGGAGCGGGUACGACCGGUGCGAGUCUGCGAGCUGGGAUCCCGACGAUCAUCAAACCGUUCUUUGGGGAUCAAUUCUUUUUUGGGUCGCGUGUGGAGGAUCUUGGUGUUGGGAUCUGUAUGAAGAGGCUUAAUGUGAGCGUGUUCUCUAGGGCACUCUGGGAAGCUACACAUAGCGAGCGGAUUAUUGUUAAGGCCAAAACGCUUGGGGAACAAAUUCGGAAGGAGGACGGCGUAGCUACAGCUAUUCAAGCUAUAUACCGCGAUCUUGAGUAUGCCAAGACUCUUGUUCGACAACGGUCCCCGACAACAUCAGCCCCCCAGACAGCGAUUUACGCAGUCUCAAACGAAGAAUCAGCUGCUAUGAUAUCAUCCGAGACCAGUCCGGAUGACGAUGGUGAUGGUGAGGAUGAUGCUGAUGCUGAUGCGGCCAUGGAAGACUCAUGGACCUUCGUGGGCGAUGAGACAGAGACUGACGUUACAAAGAAGACUAGAGCACGUGAAAGGGACUACGAUAUCCGCCUUGAUAAUGUGGCUACAGCUGGUGUAAUCAAUGGCAGCGGCGGCUAUGGCAGCGACAGCGGAAAAGGAUAG
Histoplasma capsulatum G186AR is the source of this 4404-nucleotide messenger RNA. RefSeq lists its product as uncharacterized. NCBI's taxonomy places the organism in Eukaryota, Fungi, Ascomycota, Eurotiomycetes, Onygenales, Ajellomycetaceae. The record is from RefSeq and is a predicted model, not a curated record. Gene Ontology annotation, biological process: carbohydrate metabolic process. The transcript is spliced from 3 exons. Gene Ontology annotation, molecular function: hexosyltransferase activity; UDP-glycosyltransferase activity. The coding region runs from base 1 to 4404 and encodes 1467 amino acids.